AUGUCUGAUACUACAGCCUCCUAUUUCUGCCAUGAUUCACAACAAAAGAACGAGAUUGUUCCGCCAGAGAGGUCUACAACAGUGAAAACAAAUGAUAAUUUAAAAAUACAUGAUCUGUCAAUCACAGAAGAUGACCAGGAGAGUAGUAGUAGUAGUAGUAGUAUCAAUCACAUCGUCAGUCCUAUUACGACUACUGCAUUCAUAAAGGGUCGUUGUACUACUCAAUCAUUUUCGAGUACAACUGCCUUGAUCUCACCUCAUGUGCUACUACCCAGUUUCGAUGUCCAUACCCUUUACAAAUUAAAAACGACACGUUCAUCCAAAAAAUUAGAUGAUUUUUUUGGUGAAUAUGCACCACAUGAUAUUUGUAUUAAAGAGAUUCAAAAGGAAGGAUUAAAGGCCAUCUUACAGUCAAAGACACCAUUAUGUUACUUUUUAUAUCAUUUACUACAAGAAUAUUGUAGUGAAAAUCUUUUUUUCUUUAUCGAAUUAGAACAAUAUGAAUCAUUCACGUAUACAUCUACGAGUCAGCAAAUGACAUCAGCACAACAUAUCUUUAAUACUUAUUUAACUAAAAACAGUUAUUUCGAAGUUAAUUUAGAUGAAAAAGAUCGUAGAAAGAUAAUUCAGGCGUUAGGUGAAAAGGAUGUAAAAAACUGUUUUGAUUCUGCAAAGAGGGCAGUGUAUUCACUUUUAGAAUCCAGUUAUAUGCAAUUUCAAAAUACAGACAUAUUUCAAGAAAUGAUUCAAAACUGUGGUAUGUGUGUGUGUGUAUGUAUUUAA
Messenger RNA from Cokeromyces recurvatus, 783 nucleotides. Its product is annotated as RGS domain-containing protein. Lineage: Eukaryota; Fungi; Mucoromycota; Mucoromycetes; Mucorales; Mucoraceae. The transcript has 2 exons. The record is from RefSeq and is a predicted model, not a curated record. Bases 1 to 783 code for a protein of 260 amino acids.